Molecule: messenger RNA, 510 nt
Organism: Brassica rapa (field mustard)
Lineage: Eukaryota; Viridiplantae; Streptophyta; Magnoliopsida; Brassicales; Brassicaceae
Source: RefSeq, a predicted model, not a curated record
UUGUUUAAAAAAUAGUAUUGUGUUAAGAAAAUGUUUUGAUAAUUGGAGUUUAGCACGUAAUGUGGCAAAUGCGUGUUUCAUUGGUCCAAGUGCAACACAUUCUGUUUUCAAAGUUUCCACCCUCUGCCUCUUCUUCUUCCACAAAGUUUAUAUCUCAACGUUGUAACCAACUCGAGAAUCUGAAGAUGAUAAUUAGCAUUCAGACGGCGAUGGAUCUGAUCGUUGCCGGUUUUUCUCUGAUGUUCGGAUUUGGACUCUAUGCUCUCAUCGCCGCUGUCCUCUGCUCCGUCGCUUUCCUCCACCAUGUCAGAUCCGCUCCUCCCAGCGCCUCCGUUUUAAUAUCUAGCCGGAGAUAAUUCUUUUUCAGCAAACCAAAGUCUAACAUGUUGUGCGAAGACAAGAAACUCAUGCAAAGGCUCUCUUGUUCUACUUGUAUGCGAAAUGCAGAACAAAUAUUGUAACUGAAGUCUGAAAUUAAAAGAAAAGAAUUAUAAAAAAAAAUUGUCAACA